UACAAGGAGGCAACAGGGGCCUGCAAAGCUAGUAGUAUUAUAGUAGUCGAUUGGAAGCUAGACUAGAAAGGGUGACGCAGCUGUCAUCCCACACCCGAAACCCUCUCUUCCAGCGCAUAACCCCCCCUGUCCAUCCCUCUCCUCCUCCGAGUCUCCUUCGCCUCUCCUCUUAACAAAUCCCUCCUCCACCUCCUCCACCUUCCCAGCCUGAGGUGGGGAGAGGUUAUGGAAGAAGAGCACUACUUGGAAACCGAGGAGGUCGGAGCACACACGGUAGGCCGGUUGCUCCUGUGCAAGGCGGUGAGCUGGGUCGUGAUCGACCCAGCCGCGCAAUAAGCCUCGAGAUAUAUAUAAAGGAGAAGGCGCGAUCAGAUAAAAUGGUUUGAUCCUCAUAGGAGUAUUCGAGAUUUCUGUGCGCGAGAGGAAGCAAGCGGCAGCCGGGGUGUGUUUUUUGAUGGCUGCGGCGUCGUCCUCGGCUGGUGGAUCGUCGCCGGCGGCGCACGCGACGGCGGGCGGCGGCGGGAUACCGAACCACCGGACGCGGUUCGGCGACACCACGCUUACCAAGGUGUUCGUAGGGGGGCUCGCGUGGGAGACGCCGUCCAAGGGGCUCCACGAUCACUUUCAGCGAUAUGGUGAAAUUCUCGAGGCCGUCGUCAUCGCCGAUCGCGAGACCGGCCGGUCCAAGGGCUACGGAUUCGUGACGUUCCGGGACCCGGAGUCCGCGCAGGAGGCGGUGCUGAACCCGAACCCGACGAUCGGCGGGCGGCGCGCGAACUGCAACAUUGCCUCCCAGGGGCCGCCGCGGCCAUCGUCGUCGCCGUCGCGAGGGCGGGCCCCACGUGGGUCCCAUUUUCCGGAUCAACCACACAUUGGCCCACAUCCUUACAUGGGCGGCCGGAUGCCGCCGCAGCAGAUGACGGCCCCACCUCAACCAAUGUACUACCACCCUCAGUACUGGUACCCAUCUGAUUAUUCAUACCAGCAUCCAUACCAACAGGCCGUGUACAAUUCACAAGUGUUGCCGCAUUACUACCCUCAGCUGUAUGGUCCAAAUUCUCCUUCAACGCCAUCAUACCAGCUCAUGGGGUAUAUGCCGGGUGGUCCGGGUCCAAGGACUGGCUACUCCCCGAUGCAGCAAGCUGCACGGCCGCCUUUCGUUCAGCAGCCUACAGCGCAGUUUGAGGGUUCUUUCCCUCCAGGGCCUUCACUCCCACCAAAUUUCAGACUUCAGUUACCGCCUCAUGCAGUCUCGAGGCAACCAGAUGAUACAGCAGGUGCUCAAUCAGCUCCGCCAGUCUCUGCGAGUGCAGCCCCAACUCCAACAACCACAGACAACCAGGAAGCAUCAAAGACUGUAGGACCAAAUUAAGAUCAAAACACCUCGAACUGACUUGGUGAACUGAAAAUUCUUUCGAAAUGAUUUAAGAUGUCAGCCCACAUGGUGGUCUGUAACACAAUUUCAAGCACUCAUUUCUUGACUGAAAAAAGCACCAAAGAUUUGUUCUUUCAUUAUUUCUUUUUCUUUUUCCAGUUUUCUCAAUGCAUUUCUUUGGUGGAUCAAUUGUAUGGCCCAACUCAGCUUCACAAAAAAAAACUGUAAUUUUUCGCAAUCUC
This is a messenger RNA of Oryza brachyantha (malo sina), 1617 nucleotides long. Its product is annotated as probable RNA-binding protein ARP1. Gene Ontology annotation, molecular function: RNA binding. The transcript is spliced from 6 exons. NCBI's taxonomy places the organism in Eukaryota, Viridiplantae, Streptophyta, Magnoliopsida, Poales, Poaceae. The coding region runs from base 455 to 1372 and encodes 305 amino acids. The record is from RefSeq and is a predicted model, not a curated record.